Sinocyclocheilus grahami is the source of this 652-nucleotide messenger RNA. Its product is annotated as protein-tyrosine kinase 2-beta-like. NCBI's taxonomy places the organism in Eukaryota, Metazoa, Chordata, Actinopteri, Cypriniformes, Cyprinidae. The coding region runs from base 27 to 524 and encodes 165 amino acids. The record is from RefSeq and is a predicted model, not a curated record. The transcript has 5 exons. Gene Ontology annotation, molecular function: ATP binding; transmembrane receptor protein tyrosine kinase activity. Gene Ontology annotation, cellular component: plasma membrane; signaling receptor complex. Gene Ontology annotation, biological process: cell surface receptor protein tyrosine kinase signaling pathway; protein phosphorylation; positive regulation of kinase activity.
CCGUGAGUCGAUUACCUAUCAAAUGGAUGGCGCCGGAGUCCAUCAACUUCAGACGCUUUACCUCGGCGAGUGAUGUCUGGAUGUUUGCUGUGUGCAUGUGGGAGAUCAUGAGUAGAGGUCUGCAGCCGUUCUUCUGGCUGGAGAACAAGGAUGUGAUAAACCAGCUGGAGCAGGGCAUCCGUCUGCCCAAACCUGAGCAGUGCCCGCCGACCCUCUACUCCCUCAUGACCCGCUGCUGGGCCUACAGCCCCCGCGAGAGACCCAGCUUCACUGAGCUCGUGUGCAAGCUGAGUGAUGUUCAUAAUAUGGAGAAGGAAGUGGAGGUGGAGGAGCUGAGAGGCAGAACUCGCUCCAUAAAUAUAAACCCAUUUACUGAUGCUCCACCGAAGCCGUCAAGAAUGAAACCAUCAGGUUUCAGCACUCUCAAACCACAUCUACAUCUCCAGCUGCCCGAGUCUCUGCGUUUUAGUUCACCAUUCCUCGUCAGCCCGCCAGAUUGGCGCUCUGUGCUCAUGUUCGGCUAGGCGCUGACCCUACCGCCAUCCCCUCGCCGUGGCAGUAUGGGGGUAAGAGCGCCACCUGCCUUCAGUACUGCAAACAAGCAUGCUCCUGUGUGUUUAAAGGAGUAGUUCACCCAAAAAUUUUAAUUUGC